Molecule: messenger RNA, 1036 nt
Organism: Durusdinium trenchii
Lineage: Eukaryota; Dinophyceae; Suessiales; Symbiodiniaceae
Source: the annotation of a GenBank genome assembly
AGAGCCUUUUCAGGCUCCAGAAAAAGCAAAAAAGACGCGCGACCACGGACCGCGUGGCAACCGGCCCCCGCGUCGGGUUUGAUGGAGCCGGGUGAGUACGAUGCCCUCGUGGCCCAAGCACAAACCGGUGGCUCUGCGGCAGUUGAGCUGCUGCAAUUCAUGCGGACGCACAAGAUCCACCAGCCUGAGCUGGUGCUGCAGCACGGUUCCAAGUUGCUGCGAAACCAAUGGCUCGGCAAUGAACUCUUCGUGGUCAUGGAGCAAGUCUUCUUGGCUGCCGCAGAGUUGGGCUGUGACGACUGGCGGGACUAUUGCCUCAAGGAGCUGACGAGGAAUUUCCCUUCCUCCCUUCGAGUAGAGCGCUUGAAAGGCAUCGAGAAGGAAUGCCAAGGAGAAUGGAAGGAGGCCGAGAAGAUCUAUCAAAAGAUCCUCUCGACCAAACCAGAGGACACCCUGGCUCACAAGCGCCUCAUCGCGAUGUAUAAGCAGCAGAGCGGCAAAGUGCCAGAGGCCAUCGAGUCGAUCAACAAAUACCUGGAGACCUUCAGCACCGACUCCGAGGUCUGGCAUGAACUCGGCGAAUUGUACAUUGAGGUUGGGCAUUUACAGCGAGCAGCUUUUUGCUUCGAAGAGCUCAUCGUGCACAAUCCUCGCUCGAUGUAUACCAUCCUGACCUAUGCAGAGCUUCUGUACUCCACCGGCGACUUUGAAGCCAGCCGGAAAUACUUUAGCAUGGCCUCCUACCUGGAUGAGACCAAUCUUCGGGCCUUGUGGGGCUUGGCCACGUGCAACAUGGCCUUAGCAGAGAAGGACAAAGCCCGAGAAAAGACGAAGCAAUUCCAAGAACUUCAGAAAUUCACCGUCCAGCGGCUGCGCAGCGCGUACAAUCGCCAGGGCAACGCUGCCGGGAAAGCGGCGCUGAAGUUGCUGUCCACCAUGACCUGGUGAGCGACCCGCGCGGAGAUCACGGCCCACAGUUAUUCUUUCAAACCAAUUCAGGUGCACUUCAAAGUCAUAGGCCAUAGCUGUUACUGCC